UAAAUAAUUUAAGAUUCGGUCUCCGUUGACAUUUUUAGCUGGUCAUGAAUUAUGUCAAAUGUAAAUCAAAUAAAUAAAUUCAACAAAACAGCCACAAUCUAAAUAUUGAAUUGAAUUAAAUAAAUAUAUUCUGCACUCGUGUAUAAUGGCUUCGAAUAGUAAAAAAAUUACACCCAACAUCUACGGACGCGUUUCAAAUCCACCAGACGCGAGACACAUAAACUUUUGCACGGAUUUCGAUAAGUCGAUAGUUGUGAACAGUUUCCUAAGACGUGGUUGGAAACAAGUAUCGCCCGAUGAAAAUUGGCACAUAUACUGGGCCAACACGUUAAAUUGCCGGACUCUAUUCAGCUUGGACGGCGGGUGCAGACUGAACGAUAACCAACUCAUCAACCACUUCCCCAAUCACUACGAACUGGUAAGAAAGGAUUUACUCGUGAAAAACAUAAAACGAUACAGGAAGGAACUCGAAAAGGAAGGCAAUCCCCUCGCGGAGAAAACAGAAACGAAACUUCCAUGCGGACAAGUGAUCACACGCUAUUUAUAUUUAGAUUUUAUCCCCCUUACAUUCAUUUUGCCAUCAGACUACACCAUGUUCGUCGAAGAGUACCGAAAACAUCCCCAAACGACGUGGAUUCUAAAACCGUGCGGCAAAUCCCAAGGCGCCGGCAUUUUCCUUAUAAACAAGCUGUCAAAACUUAAAAAAUGGUCGCGCGAAUCAAAAAAAUAUUUGCAGCAUCAUCUCACGAGCAAGGACACUUAUGUUAUAUCACGGUACAUAGAUAAUCCGUUGUUGAUCGGAGGGAAGAAAUUCGAUUUAAGGAUUUACAUUCUCGUUACAUCGUUUCGCCCUUUAAAAGCUUACAUGUUCCGCAACGGAUUUUGCAGGUUUUGUACAAUGAAAUACGAUACUAGUGUGGCCGAACUCGAGAACAUGUACAUUCACCUCACUAAUGUGAGCGUGCAAAAACACGGCGAAGAUUACAACAGCCAACACGGAGGAAAGCUCGGCCUGCAAAAUUUAAAGCUAUACUUGGAAGGAACACGCGGCCGAAAAGUAACAGACCGACUGUUCGAAGAGAUACAGUGGUUGAUAGUUCAUUCGCUGAAGGCGGUAGCGCCUGUGAUGUCAAAUGACCGCCAUUGCUUUGAGUGUUACGGCUACGACAUCAUAAUCGAUGAUAACUUAAAACCCUGGCUUAUCGAAGUGAACGCCUCUCCGUCGAUGACUGCGACGACUGCCAACGACAGAAUUCUCAAAUAUAAGCUGGUGGAUAGUAUGUUGUCAGUUGUGUUGCCUCCCGACGGAGUGCCGGACGCUCGCUGGAAUAAAUCGCCCACCGAGGAAGCUUUGGGGGAUUUUCAGACUCUUAUCGACGAAGAUUCCAUUUACAAAGGGAAUUUCGAACUGCAACGUCGUGAAAGUAAAUACAUACGGUUCAAACCAAACUGAAGUCCAAAUGUGAUGCGUUAUGAAAUAAAAUAUGCAAAUAUUGGAGUUUUCA
Molecule: messenger RNA, 1505 nt
Organism: Manduca sexta (tobacco hornworm)
Lineage: Eukaryota; Metazoa; Arthropoda; Insecta; Lepidoptera; Sphingidae
Product: probable tubulin polyglutamylase TTLL1
Exons: 1
Coding region: 146-1453 (435 amino acids)
Biological process (GO): microtubule cytoskeleton organization; protein polyglutamylation
Cellular component (GO): cilium
Molecular function (GO): ATP binding; tubulin-glutamic acid ligase activity; tubulin binding
Source: RefSeq, a predicted model, not a curated record